CCGCCGCUGCCAUCUCGUCCGCCAUGGUCCAGUUGAUCGCAAGGCCGGGGCGCAACGCCGCUCGCCAGGCGAAGAAGGCGAGGGAGAUCCGACACGUCAAGGGCGCCAUCGUCUGGCACGAGAAGAAGCGAGUAGCGCGCAAGGAGCUGAUGAAGGCGCAGUGGGAGGCAAAGCAGACGUGGAUGCAGCGACAGAAGUGGGAGCAUGAGAACAUCACACAGGUCAAGCGCAAGGCCCUGCGCAACGCCGUCGAGGACUGGAAGCUCGGCUCGCUGAGGCCCAACCGUGCCGUCAACGUCGCGGACGGGAAGUACGCUGUCGUCGUGCCCACUCAGGUGCAGAAGCCCGAGAUCCCCACCAAGAUCCAGGCGAGGACCAACGAGGCCCGGGAAAAGAAGGGCUGCGCGGCCGAGUACCCGCUGGUCGUCGACGACAAGAAGUACUUCCCCAUCGUCAAAGGCGACCGUGUCGUGGUGACGAAGGGCAAGGAGAAGGGCAAGAUCGGGAUUGUCAUGACUGUGGUCCCUAGGACACACGAAGUUAUCGUCACGGGUAUCAACAUGGCCUACUAUGACUCGAAAAUCUUCAACGCUGGCGCCCAAGACAUCGGCCCCAGGCGCGAGAGCGAGAUGCCAAUCGCAAUGGACGACGUCCGUCUUGUUGUACCCUACGCCUCCACAUCGUUCAGCCGCAGCGGGCAGAGCAUCUACGAGGAUGUCAUCGUCGACAAGGUUCUGUUUGAGCGCCACAGCACUGGCAUUGACCCCUUCACCGGCACCGACUACGGCAACGCCGAGAUCCCCAAGCAGCACCAGUACGACCCUGAGACCGGCCUCCCCAUCUUCCACCGGUACAUCGCCGGCACACGCUACCGGAUUGCAUGGCCGUGGGAGACUGAGACAAAGGCGGCGGACAGCACCCUUCCAACACCCAACAAGAAGGCCGCCCAGGGCUGGCUAUCAACGACGCUGGGCACGCUCCGCCACCCCAUCACUACCCUCCAGAGCUGGCGAAACCCCACAAGCAAGAAGCCGGCUAAGCGCGCACCCUCCACCCUUCCCCUCUCCACCCAGGUCGAGAACAUCGAAGCCAGCGAGGCUCGAAACCAGCGUCGCGCCGUUCUCCGCAGCGAAGACCCCAAGCACAAGGACGCCCACGACGUAGUCGACACAACACGCAACAUCGUCGAAGGCUCCGAUUCAAUGAGCUACACACUCGUUGCUCCUCCCUUCCCCGACACCCUGAGCCAAGAACUGCGCGGCGACGUCUUCGAGAUGACCCAGACCGCCCGCCACGAUACCGACGCACCGUACAAGCCCAUUCGCGGCAAACACGUGAGCCCCAAGGCACAAGCAGCGCAGGCGUUUGCGCAGAAGAAGGCCAGGGCUGCCGAGCGCAUGAAGACCCCCAUGCAGCUGAGGUGGGAGCAGGAGCAAGCGAAGAAGAAGCUUGCGAAGAAGGAGGGCCCGGCUGUGGAUACCGAGACGCUGCUUGCGGCGCUGGGGCAGCACAUGUCUGCAAAUGGCGUAAAGCUGACCACCAAGAGGAGGGCAGCCAGUCAGGUUGAGGAGCUCGAUUAGACGGGCUAGGUGAGGUUACAAGGGGUUUUGCAUUUGCAUGGGUGAGGCUUGUCACUUGUAGCAUAUUGUAGAUAGAUAUAUAAGACGUUGGGUUCGCUUUUUUUUUUAUUUUUUUUUGUACAGUAAAGGUGGGCGGCAUGAGGUUGUAGGAAUGCAUCGAAGACUGAAUGAAUAUCACACAUGUGUUUCA
This is a messenger RNA of Macroventuria anomochaeta, 1770 nucleotides long. RefSeq lists its product as uncharacterized. The coding region runs from base 24 to 1580 and encodes 518 amino acids. Gene Ontology annotation, biological process: translation. NCBI's taxonomy places the organism in Eukaryota, Fungi, Ascomycota, Dothideomycetes, Pleosporales, Didymellaceae. The transcript has 2 exons. The record is from RefSeq and is a predicted model, not a curated record. Gene Ontology annotation, cellular component: mitochondrion; ribosome. Gene Ontology annotation, molecular function: RNA binding; structural constituent of ribosome.